GAACAAGAAGCCGAUAUUUCUAACUCAUUCAUAGUUUGUCAUUGGCAUGAGGAAAUCUGGUUUAGGCUAAUAUGCAAAUAAAUGACAUUGUUUGAUAAAUAAACAGUUUCGGACGUACUAAGGAGUUUACUUUGGGGAAUUAACGUCACUGACCAGUUGAGAGGAGGAACGUCCUUGAAAUGCGAUCUGCAAUUAGAGCAGCGGGAGGUUGGCAGGACGCGAUAAUUCUCAUGGUACCAAGGGAACAGUGUUUCGUUACUGGCCUCAAGCUGACUUCAUUUUCUAAAUAAAGCUAGCUGUCUAGCACAGGAGCAUAUUUGCACUUUGCAUGGAGCUCCCAGAGCCGAUCAGAAGACGUUUAGGAGACUUCUCCAGAACAGUGUUUGUUGAUCAAACCCGUGCUCAACCAUCUCCGGAAGAUCAUGUCAGGUUUUUGGGGCACAACAGCGAGGUCGUUUCCAGUCUGCCUCUCCAGAUGUCUCUGUUCUUCAACAUGUCGUUUUUCCCACUGUGGUGGAUCAGCGAGGUGGUGAUGCUUCACCUUAAGUAUCCAGUGCUUCCUGACUACUAUAAGUUCAUACUCAUCACCAUUGUAAUUCUGAUGACUCUUAUAGAGGCUAUCAGGCUCUACCUGGGUUAUACAGGAAAUUUACAAGAAAAGGUCCCAGAGCUGGCCGGCUUCUGGCUUCUGAGCCUUUUGCUGCAGUUUCCUUUAAUUUUGUUCCAGCUCUUCAACCAAGCCAUUCUGAUCCAACCUCUUGAGAGAGGGGUUCACAUUGUAUUGGCUGUAUUCAUUCUCACACAGGCAAUAUCUGGCUUUGCAGCUUUGCGGGGAAUGGUCAGACACACAGAAAGCCACUUUCACCUCAGACAGUUUGAUGGGAUUCAGGAGCUGAGGGCGGCCUGACUGAUUUGCAUCUGGGCUCACACACAGAUUCGUACAGAUAAGCAAAAGGUUGAGUUGCGGUGUAGCUAUAAGAUUCAGCUCUGUGUUAUAACGGUGGACCAUGUUCUGCUAUUUACAGAAGUAUUUUUGUAUUCUAUUUUUAUACCAUGUUUGUUCUUUGUAAAACCAUUGAAUGUUGGGAUUUUUAGACCCUUUUCUGUUUUACAGUGUUUGAGUAACAUUAAGCCCUGAUUGCAGUGGCAGGGAGUAUGUAGGAGGGUCUGGGUGGGGCGGGG
Esox lucius (northern pike) is the source of this 1182-nucleotide messenger RNA. It is a transcript of the gene tmem17, whose product is annotated as transmembrane protein 17. The coding region runs from base 329 to 907 and encodes 192 amino acids. Gene Ontology annotation, biological process: non-motile cilium assembly. The transcript has 5 exons. Gene Ontology annotation, cellular component: ciliary transition zone. Lineage: Eukaryota; Metazoa; Chordata; Actinopteri; Esociformes; Esocidae. The record is from RefSeq and is a predicted model, not a curated record.